Molecule: messenger RNA, 558 nt
Organism: Acanthochromis polyacanthus (spiny chromis)
Lineage: Eukaryota; Metazoa; Chordata; Actinopteri; Pomacentridae
Product: C-x(9)-C motif containing 4 homolog (S. cerevisiae)
Exons: 3
Coding region: 210-404 (64 amino acids)
Cellular component (GO): mitochondrial intermembrane space
Source: RefSeq, a predicted model, not a curated record
CCAUUUCCUCAUGUGUCAUUCUGCCCUUGGGCCACAAGAUGUCACGGUUGCACUUCCUCAGAGAUGAUUGGCUGUCGACAUGUCACAUGAUCAAAACACUACCUCGGAACAGGAAGUAGCCUGUUGGAGGCUAACACAAGCUAACGACCUUCUAUCCAGAACCUGACUAAGUGCUACGCUCAUGUCAGCUACUUUCUAACGACAAAGUCAUGCCACAGAAAGAUCCCUGUCAACAGCAAGCGUGUGCAAUCCAGAAGUGUUUACAAGCUAACAAAUACAAUGAGAGCAUGUGUGAGGAUGUGAUCAGGGAGAUGCGACGCUGCUGUCAGGCGCAGACUGGAAACUCCAUCUGCUGCUCCGGUUUCAAAGACUCCAAACCUGGGGAGGAGAAAAGCAACACAUAGCUUCCUGUUGGUUGUAUUUGAUGGAAGGAAUGUCAAAAAAGGAAACAUUGCAUCAAUGUUUUAUUAAAUGUAUAGCAUUGUACAGUAUCUAUAUGUAACUGCAGUGGGCUGACUUGAUACAGAGUUUGGAAGAACAUAAAGCAAUACAAAUACA